AUGUUGGACUUCCUGGCUGAGAACAACCUCUGUGGCCAGGCGGUCCUAAGGAUCGUUUCCUGCGGCAACGCCAUCAUCGCUGAGCUCCUCAGGCUCUCGGAGUUUAUUCCUGCCGUGUUCAGGUUCAAAGACCGAGCCGAUCUCCAGAAAUAUGGCGAUAUCAUAUUUGACUUCAGCUAUUUUAAGGGUCCAGAGUUAUGCGAGAGCAAGCUGGAGGCUAAGCCAGAGCUGCAGGAUUUAGACGAAGAGUUUCGUGAAAACAACAUAGAAAUUGUGACCAGAUUUUACUUAGCCUUUCAGAGUGUGCAUAAAUAUAUUGUAGACUUAAACAGGUAUCUGGAUGAUCUCAAUGAAGGAGUGUAUAUUCAGCAAACCUUAGAAACCGUGCUCCUCAAUGAAGAUGGAAAACAACUUCUAUGUGAAGCACUGUACUUGUAUGGCGUCAUGCUGCUGGUCAUCGACCAGAAGAUCGAAGGAGAAGUCCGAGAGAGGAUGCUCGUGUCCUACUAUCGAUACAGUGCUGCUCGAUCUUCCGCGGAUUCAAACAUGGAUGAUAUUUGUAAGCUGCUCCGCAGUACGGGGUAUUCCAGCCAGCCAGGAGCCAAAAGACCACCCAACUAUCCCGAGAGUUAUUUCCGGAGGGUGCCCAUCAAUGAAGCCUUCAUCAGCAUGGUCAUCGGGCGACUGAGAUCGGAUGAUAUUUACAACCAGGUGGGGAUUGAAUCUAUUGAGAUCUUCGUCGCUUUGAAAGAGGCCCCGAGGCAGACGGUGCUGCAGGAGACCGACUGCGGCAGCCGCAUCCUAGUCCAGCGGUCUGCGGUAAUUAGUAUUUACAUGGGGAUCACGGUUAAUCUAGCGGACGCUUGGGAUCCUUACAAAGCUGCAAAAACUGCUUUAAACAAUACUCUGGACCUUUCAAACGUCAGAGAACAGUCAAGCAGAUACGCUACCGUCAGCGAAAGAGUACACACUCAAGUGCAACAAUUUCUGAAAGAAGGGUAUUUAAGGGAAGAGAUGGUUCUGGACAAUAUCCCAAGGCUCCUAAACUGCCUGAGAGACUGUAACGUGGCCAUCCGAUGGCUGAUGCUUCACACAGCAGACUCAGCCUAUGACCCAAACAACAAACGCCUUCGUCAGAUCAAGGACCAGAUUCUAACAGACUCUAGAUACAAUCCCAAGAUCCUCUUUCAAUUGCUGUUGGACACUGCACAAUUUGAGUUUAUACUCAAAGAGAUGUUCAAGCAAAUGCUUUCAGAAAAGCAAGCCAAAUGGGAGCAUUACAAGAAGGAGGGCUCAGAGCGGAUGACAGAACUUGCCGAUGUUUUUUCGGGAGUGAAGCCCCUAACCCGUGUGGAGAAAAACGAAAACCUUCAAGCUUGGUUCAGGGAGAUCUCAAAACAAAUACUGUCUUUAAAUUAUGAUGAUUCAACGGCUGCGGGCAGAAAAACGGUGCAACUAAUACAAGCUCUGGAGGAGGUUCAAGAAUUUCACCAGUUGGAAUCAAAUCUGCAAGUAUGUCAGUUUCUUGCUGACACUCGCAAGUUUCUUCACCAAAUGAUCCGAACCAUUAACAUUAAAGAGGAGGUCCUGAUCACAAUGCAGAUCGUCGGGGACCUUUCUUUUGCUUGGCAGUUAAUUGACAGUUUCACGUCUAUCAUGCAAGAGAGCAUAAGGGUCAACCCAUCCAUGGUUACUAAGCUCAGAGCUACAUUCCUGAAGCUUGCCUCUGCCCUUGAUCUUCCCCUUCUUCGUAUAAAUCAAGCAAACAGUCCUGACCUUCUCAGUGUGUCUCAAUAUUACUCUGGUGAAUUGGUGUCCUAUGUGAGAAAGGUUUUGCAGAUCAUUCCGGAAAGCAUGUUUACUUCUCUUCUCAAGAUCAUAAAGCUUCAGACCCACGAUAUCAUUGAGGUGCCAACCCGCCUGGACAAGGACAAACUGAGGGACUAUGCUCAGCUCGGCCCGCGCUACGAGGUUGCCAAGCUCACCCAUGCCAUUUCCAUUUUUACUGAAGGCAUCUUAAUGAUGAAGACAACGUUGGUUGGCAUCAUCAAGGUGGAUCCGAAACAGUUGCUGGAGGAUGGAAUACGAAAGGAGCUAGUUAAACGUGUUGCUUUUGCUCUUCAUAAGGGAUUGAUCUUCAACCCGCGAGCCAAGCCCAGUGAGUUGAUGCCCAAGCUGAAAGAAUUGGGGGCGACCAUGGAUGGAUUCCAUCGCUCUUUCGAGUACAUACAGGACUAUGUCAACAUUUAUGGCCUGAAGAUUUGGCAGGAAGAAGUUUCUCGUAUUAUAAAUUAUAACGUGGAACAAGAGUGUAAUAACUUCUUAAGAACUAAGAUUCAGGAUUGGCAGAGUAUGUACCAGUCUACUCAUAUCCCAAUACCAAAGUUUACCCCGGUGGACGAGUCCGUAACGUUUAUUGGUCGACUCUGCAGAGAAAUCUUGAGGAUCACAGACCCCAAAAUGACGUGUCACAUUGACCAGCUGAACACUUGGUAUGAUAUGAAGACUCACCAGGAAGUGACCAGCAGCCGGCUCUUCUCAGAGAUCCAGACCACCUUGGGCACUUUCGGUCUGAACGGCUUAGACAGGCUUCUGUGCUUUAUGAUUGUCAAAGAGCUCCAGAAUUUCCUCAGUAUGUUUCAGAAAAUUAUCCUGAGAGACAGAACCGUGCAGGAUACUUUGAAAACCCUCAUGAAUGCUGUCAGCCCCCUAAAAAGCAUAGUAGCAAAUUCGAAUAAAAUUUAUUUUUCCGCCAUUGCCAAAACACAGAAGAUUUGGACAUCUUAUCUCGAGGCGAUAAUGAAGGUGGGGCAGAUGCAGAUUCUGAGACAGCAGAUUGCCAACGAACUAAAUUAUUCUUGCCGGUUUGACUCCAAACAUCUGGCGGCUGCUCUGGAGAAUCUCAAUAAGGCUCUCCUAGCAGAUAUCGAGGCCCACUAUCAGGACCCUUCGCUUCCUUACCCCAAAGAAGACAACACGCUCUUGUAUGAGAUCACUGCCUAUCUGGAGGCGGCCGGCAUCCACAACCCGCUGAACAAGAUAUACAUCACAACCAAGCGCCUGCCUUACUUCCCAGUUGUCAACUUCCUGUUUUUGAUCGCACAGUUGCCAAAACUGCAGUACAACAAAAACCUAGGCAUGGUCUGCCGGAAGCCCGCCGACCCCGUGGACUGGCCGCCGCUCGUCCUGGGAUUGCUCACGCUGCUGAAGCAGUUCCAUUCCCGCUACACCGAGCAGUUCCUGGCGCUGAUCGGCCAGUUUAUCCGCUCCACAGUGGAGCAGUGCACAAGCCAGAAGAUACCGGAAAUGCCCGCGGACGUUGUGGGCGCCCUCCUGUUUCUGGAGGAUUAUGUUCGGUACACAAAGCUACCGAGGAGGGUUGCUGAAGCGCACGUGCCUAACUUCAUCUUCGAUGAAUUCAGAACAGUCCUGUGACUUUGACCUCUGCUCCCCCAAAGGCCUGUCCUUACGUCUCCCGGUGACUAAAAUGAAUUUAGAAAUGAAGAAACAGCUGCUCAGACCUGCAUUGCUCCCCUUCAGGAUGGGAAACAUCAGAUACUGAGUAAGACCGUCUCGUGGCCCUCGUUCCUAUAAUUUUGUUUAAAUCAUGGUAUUAUAUGCAAUUUGUAUCAUGUAGAAGCAGAAGACAUUUUUGUACUGCCUCUUAUAAAUGCUGAAUGUAAUUGUCACGUAUAAAUCCAUUUAGUUUUAUGUUCUAAAGACCUAUUUGUGCAACUCGGGAUUUUCAGUAAAAUAGUCAUUGCCAGUGCC
Suricata suricatta (meerkat) is the source of this 3771-nucleotide messenger RNA. It is a transcript of the gene WASHC5, whose product is annotated as WASH complex subunit 5. Gene Ontology annotation, biological process: regulation of actin nucleation; endosome organization; actin filament polymerization. Lineage: Eukaryota; Metazoa; Chordata; Mammalia; Carnivora; Herpestidae. The transcript is spliced from 28 exons. Bases 1 to 3435 code for a protein of 1144 amino acids. The record is from RefSeq and is a predicted model, not a curated record. Gene Ontology annotation, cellular component: WASH complex; endosome.